Meira miltonrushii is the source of this 4136-nucleotide messenger RNA. RefSeq lists its product as uncharacterized. The transcript has a single exon. Gene Ontology annotation, molecular function: RNA binding; RNA helicase activity; ATP binding. Bases 237 to 3914 code for a protein of 1225 amino acids. The record is from RefSeq and is a predicted model, not a curated record. Lineage: Eukaryota; Fungi; Basidiomycota; Exobasidiomycetes; Exobasidiales; Brachybasidiaceae.
UCAUCAGUCUCAAAAAAGGUACCUUUUCUCCAUACAAUUCAAGCUUCUUCACUGUAGAUCAUAAACAAAAGAAGCAAACAAGGAGAAUUGGAAGGCCAGGUGCCAAGAAGUUCACAUCAUCAUUCUCUCAAACACUUUGACGUCAUCAAUCACACAUUCGUUCCCUCUUUCCGCUCAUUUUCAACUUCAUCAUUACACAUUAAUACUCUCAAACAUCAUUCACACAUCUUAAAAUCAUGACAUCCUCACCUCUUAUCUCCGGCCCUGACUGGCAAUCAUUCGUUCAAUCUGCUACCAGCAAAGCAGGUGCAAGUGGCAGCAAUCUUGCAAUUCCUUCAACUUCAUCACCUCCGCCUUUGGCUCGUCAUUGGGGUCCCAAUAGCCUAGGCGGCGAGGCUUUGCAAACGCCAGUACGAUCUGAUGUACAAAGAAGAAACAGCAAUAUCACCGAUCCUAUCGGUUCACGUCCUGGUUCACGUGCGGAUCCUGGAAUUUCUCCUUCGCAUUCUUCGCAAUACGGUGUUAGUGCAAAUAGCAGUGGUACUUCUUUACCAUCUUCAGCCAAUAGCAGUAACAAAAGAUUGAAUUCAAGACCAAGUGCUCAUGCAGCAGCUGGCGUGAUGGCAGCUGCGAAUUCCGCCGCUGCCAGAUCUCGUGCUACAUCGCCUGCCAUCUCAAGUUCUGACGGACAUACGAGCAUGAUGGGUUUAGGAACGUCAUACCAUCAAAACUCGCUUCGCUACGAUCAAGCCAGCAGUUCACCUUCUUUCAUCACUGCGAAAAGUAACAUGCCCGGCAUGGAAGGCGUUUUUGCAGCUUCGACUGGAGACAGCAUUUUCCUUGGUGACCAUAGAGGACUUGCAGGCACGCCAAAAUUGGUCGUCGAAGAACCAGAAUCAAAUGGUCGUUUGGCAUCUGGUGCAGACAAUGACUUACCCAAUAGUCCUUCAGGCGAUUUGACAGCCUCGUUUACUGGAAUGAUGAAUCGCUCAAAUGAUGCACAGAGAAAUGGAGAAGGUUCAAAUCAAUUCGGACAGAACUCUUACACUACGAGACAGGCAGCUCCGCAACCUCUUCGUUCAGAGUCAUCAUCCAAUUUGCCCUCGUCUUCAUUCUCUUCUUCUUCUUUGAAUUUGCCGAAUGAAGCUCUUCUUUCACCUUCUGCUGCUUCUGGACCUCUCUCUGCCUUUGGCGUGGGCAUGAAUGGCACGCAAAAUACAGCUAGCAACGCUACACCAACCAAUGCUGGUUAUCCCUUCCCGGGAGGUUUGAGCAGCCCAGGUGCAAAUAUGAGCAGUAUGCAAUCAUUCGGUUCCUUUUCCGAUCAAUCAGGCAUUACAUCACCCGGCGUAGAUGGCUUCCGCAAUACACAAAGCUUUGGUGGUGGUGGUGCAGCUGCUGGGUCGUCGGAUUUUGAUGCACAAAUCAUGUCCUCAAGAAUCGUACAAGAGUUGAUGGACCGCGUUAUGAAGACGGAGAAUGGAUUGCGUGAUGUUAAUCGUCAAAUUGUGGGAUUAAACAGAAAUGUUGGCAUUUUGCUGGAGCGUACCAAACAUAUGAGCUCUCAUCAUCAUCCUAUGCGCAGUGGCAGUACACCCGUCAAUUCUGGACAAGGCGGUGCACAUAUUGCAACGGAAGAAGUUCGAGCUCUCAGUGCACAAGUAUCCAUGUUGAGUGCAAGUAUGUCACAAAUGCUCGGUCAAAAUAUGGCCAUGGCUUCUCCGGCCGGAAUGCCAGCUGGGAAUGCACAAGGUCUCAAUACGCCUUUGGCAGGCUUAGGAUUAGCAGGUGGUACGCCUCAACUAGGCAGCACAAGUACGGUGACUACCCCACAGUUGGGUACCUUUCCUGGAACACCGGCAUAUGCGAAUGGCUCCAGAUUUGGUGGAAUGUCAAACAUGAACAACAUGAGUGGAGAUGCAGCAUUACGAAUCUCAACCAACAAUAAUGCAAUGCCACAUGUGGAUCGUAACAGCCGUCUUAGUCCACGUCCAGGUGCAAGUCCAGGACCAAACAAUCGAAGAUGGAGCUCAAUGGUACCAGGAACGCCAGAUGUGAGCGUUGGAACUGGCUCACAGAUGACCGGAGGUGCAAUGAACCCACCUGAUCCGAGUGUGAUUGUGACAAAGUGGGAACAUCUUAACUUGCAUGCAGAUCUCUUGCGCUCAAUCUUGAAAUACGGAUUAGGUCCACCAAACAAGAUUCAACAAAGAGCUCUUCCGUUCUUGCUAAGAGGAAGCGAUAUCAUUGCUCAAGCACCUCCAACGCAGGAACGUAUUGCAAGUUAUGUGAUUCCAGUUCUGCAACUUGUGCUUAAUGUUCUGCGAGGCGAGGCAACAUUGCCUUCCAAUAUGGGCGUCCGUGGUCCCAUGGCAAUCAUCAUCAGCACUACGGUUGAUCAAGCCACUCAAGCUCAACGAAUGGCUAUGGGUCUAGGUGCUGCAUUAGGCAUCCGUGUCCACAUUGCAGCAGCUUCUAGUCUGGAUGUAGCUCAAGAGGCCAGUGCAUUGAUCCAGACCCAACCUCAAAUUGUCGUAGGAACGCCGCAAAAGAUGAUGGACCUUUUCAACUAUUUGGCAAACAAUACAAAAGGUGCAAUUAGCUUGGAAGACGUUCGAGCUGUUGUACUGGAUGAAGUAGAUCAAUUGAUUGCUCGUAAUCUUGCCGAUCAUGUAUCGACAUUAUUGCGCAUUCUCCCAACUCCUAGAGUUAUUCAAUAUGGUAAUUCGCCCUCUGGUUCAAAUACCACACAAAGACCAGGUUUACCACCCGUUUCACCAGGCCUGCCUGCUUUCCCAGGUACUUCUGACAAUAAUGGCAACAACAGCGGCGCGAUUCAAGUCACAAACACGGACAGACAAACAGCCAUCUUUUCAAACACUGUACCUCAAGAUGUCCUCAAUUUUGCACAGAGUAUUCAUUUACGUGAAUCUGUCCGUGUCCUCGUACGUCGUGAAGGAGGAGCUGUUUCGAAUACAAACAAUUCGAGUGGUGUUGCAGGUAGUCCUAUGGGCGGCCACUCUUUUGGAACAGCACAAAGUGGUACACCGGGCUUGUCAGGUCAUACAGGCAGCCAGAAUACCUUCAAUGCAGCUAAUGGGCCUGGUUCAUCGAUCUCUGCGGUUCAACCGAUUAACGCACUCGGUGCCAGUCCUGCAAACAAUCAUGCCAAUCCUCUAAGUGAUCCGAUCUUGUCCUCAUUGCGUGGUCUACGCCAAUAUUAUCUUUAUGUCGCUGUUACGACUGGCGGAGGUGCAACAAGUCCAAACCCCAACGUUGGAUCACAAAUGGCCCAUGCAAUCGAGAUGAAGUUGGAUGUCAUCACGGAUCUUUUGGAGGAUAUUGAUUUCGGACAUGCAGUUGUCUAUACAUCUUCUUCUUCUGCACAUGAAGCCGUGACGUACAAGCUUGCCAGUAAAGGAAUUGAAGCUCUAGGUAUUCACCGUGACAUGGCUAGCACGACUCGACAACAAGUAUUGGCAAAAUAUCGCAGUGCAUCUACCGUCUCAUCAACCAAUUAUCAUGCAGCAGGUCAUUCUGUCGUUGGUGCAAUGGGUAAUCAAGCAAAUGAAAGUGCGGCUUUGGCAGCUUUGGGUGGUGGUAAUACCAAUUCGAACGGAUCGCAAAGGAAGAAGGCAUUGGUUGUUCAUGAUGUCAACGUUCAUCCAAAAGAUGUUCAUCAAGUGCCUUUGAUUGUGUUUUAUGAUUUACCAAAAAGCGUUGACGAUUACAAAGAAAAGAUUGCAUGUGCCGCAAGUGGCGGACCUAACAGUCGACCAAGCGUUUGUGUGAAUGUUGUGACCGGUAGCGGAGGACCAAGAGGCGAUAUCGAAAUGUUACGUACGUUGGAAUGUCAUCUUGGCUGCAAGAUGGCCGAAUUGCCAAUGAAUCCCGCACAAAUCCUUCAAUUCUAAUUUCCUGUUCUUACACACUCUUUUUUCGUCUUUUUUUCGUAUACAAAUUUACUGUAGCAAAUUUCUCUUCUUUUCUCUCUUUUUUCUUUCUCACUAUGUUUAUUUCCGGAUCUUUCAAUUUUUGUGUAUGACCUCCUUUUCAUCUUUCUUUCUUUAUUGAUUCUGUAGCUCAAUCACAAACCCUUCUGUAAUUUGCAAUACUAUGAAGAGCAUCACAAAGUG